This is a messenger RNA of Dicrocoelium dendriticum, 673 nucleotides long. The record is from the annotation of a GenBank genome assembly. Lineage: Eukaryota; Metazoa; Platyhelminthes; Trematoda; Plagiorchiida; Dicrocoeliidae.
UUUAUGUCUGCGCAAAUGUGAUAUUGCAAUUGUUUGAAUGUGUCGGAAACCAGAUAUGUGGUAGAAACAGUAUUUUCGAAUCCGUACGCCAUUGAGUCUGAUUUCCGGAUGAUCCUCCUUGGGCGUUCUUUCGAUAGCUUUUACGGGUUUAAUAGUUUGUUUUCAGAGUAUAUGCUUCUUCAUCAUGUCAAUUUCGUAUGCUACAACAGCAGAAAGUGUAACCUGUCACGGGUGAAAUACUACAGGGUCAUUUAUCGAUUUGUCCGCUGCGCACGUGGAAGUCAAAAAGUACAGGAGUGUGAGGACUCACGUAAUGCUAAAUGCCAAGCGCGCGUUAACCUCAUUAGAACGGGACGCAAACUAAAAGUCACAACGUUCGAUCUCUCUCACAAUCACCCAGUUAAUGGCGUUCUUUUUGAGCGACACCCCAUCAAUCGCCGUCUGACUUACGAUGAGUUCACUCCGUCCGUUGAACUUUUCCGCUACAACACCCCAACUGGUACUGGUGAUCUAUUUCCUUACCUUUCAUCGAUAUGUUGUCGAAAGGGAGCCGUGGAAUUCCCCUCAAACAGAGGUAUUGUGCAGAAUAGAUUGCCAAAAAACUCAACCGCCUAAACUGCCAAUUCAACAUUUGAGUGACUAGCCAACCGGCUCAUCGCAACCCAGAUUAACU